AUGGGGGGCCCCCCAGAGGGGGCCCCUCCUUUAGGGGCCCCUAAGGGGGCCCCUGGGGGGACUCCCUUAGGGGGGCCCCUAGAGGUUAACGGGGGCCCCCUAGGGGGCCCCCCUGAGGAGCAGGAAGUGUAUGAGGUACUUUGUGCUUCGCUGUCUCCUGAGGUGCUUGUGGUGGACGGAGACACGCAGCAGCAGCAGGAGCAAGAGCAACAGCAGCAGCAGCAGCAGCAGCAGCAGCAGCAGCAGCAGGUCGGGUUCAAGCUGCUGCGGCAGGUCUUCUUCGGAGAUGUCAAUCCCAAGUCGGCGCCCCACAGAUACUUGCGGUGUAUAGACACCUGCUUUGCUGCCUACGAGGCGAUCAGCUGCGGCAGAAAACAGUCCCCACAGAGCUCAGCAGCAGCAGCAGCAGCAGCAGAAGCUGCAGCAGCAGAAGAGGGGAUGGCAGCAGCAGCACCACCUGAGCGGCAUGUGCCGCUGCUGCAGGCCGCGGGACAGGAAACGUGCGAGUGCAGCAGCAGCAGCAGCUGCUGCUGCUGCUGCAGCAGCAGCAAUGGUGCAGCCGCUUGGGCUCCCCUUUUUGUUAAUUCUCCAGGGUGGACAGUAGGCCUGGGGCAGCGUUUGCUGCCGCUGCUGCUGCAGCGCAGCAGCUGCUGCUCCUGCUUGCUGCUAGAAGAGGACCCUGAGGGGCCGCUGCUGCGGCAGCUGCUGCAGGAUGCGGGAGUAGAGACAGUGCAGCUCCAGCAGCAGCAGCAGCAGCAAAUGUUGCAGCAGCAGCAGCACGAUGAGGGGCAAGAGCAACAGCUGCUGCAGCAGCAGCAGGAAGAAACCGCUGAAGUGGUUGCCUCCGAACCUCGUCCCAGAAAGCGGAAGGAAGCAACGGCAACGGCAGCAACAGCAGCAACAGCAGCAACAGCAGCAGCAGCAACAACGACAGUAAACAAUACAGCUUUAUCGGCGGCCCGGAAUAAGAGAACCAGAACAACACCUGCUCCUUCAAGCAGCGGCAGCAGCGCAGCGCCAGCAGCAGCAGUGGCAGCAGCAACAGCAACAGAAUCAGGCACAGCACCAGCAGCAGCAGAAUCGGAAACCGCGGCAGCAGCACCAACAACAACAGAAGCAGCAGCAGUUGCAGCAGCAGCAGAAACAGAAACAGCAGCAGCAGCAGCAGAUUGGACGAAGGAAGUGAGGUGUAUAUACACUGCACUCUUUCCGGGCACCUUUCGCUACGUGCGGCUGCCCCACGACCCCCCAUGGUGCAGCAGCAGCAGCAGCAGCAGCAGCAGCGGUAGCAGCGGCAGCAGCAAGGAGGUGACUUCGAUCGCAGAAAUGCUGCGACAGAACAACCAACAGGAGACUCCGUUCAAGACGAGCGAGGAGUUCUUUCUGCCUCAGUCUUCGAGCCUCUGCGGCCUCUCGAUAAUUUCUCUUCCUUCAUUUCGUCUGCUGCAGCAUCGCGUCCUUGCUGUAGCAGCAGAGCAUUUAGCCUGGCAGCAGCAGCAACAGCAGCAGCAGCAGCAGCAGCAGCAGUUGCAAGUCCUUUACGGCAGCGGGCCCCUUGUGGAUGCCCCCAAGAGGAAUGGUCUAAAGUUCGCCAGGUGCAGCAGCUGCCGCUGCUUUGCGCUGCCUCCCAGCAGCAGCAGCAGCAGCAGCAGCAGCAGCAGAAAGGGGUGUUUGUCGAGUGUGGAUUGCUGCUUAUUGGAGACAUCUGGUUUGUCUCUUUUCCUUUAUUCUUUCUUUUCCUUUUUCUGUGCAUGUCCUUCUCCGGGCCCUGUCCCCUCCUCGUUAAGGUGGCUGCGAAUUGCUGCGCUGCUGCUGCAGCAGCAGCAGCUGCUGCUGCAGCAGCUGCUGCGCCCGAAGCCUCAGGAGCAGCAGCACUACCUUGCUGUCUCCCUCAGGUCCUGGCAGCAACUCUGUGCCCUUUUGCCCACAGAGCGUCCUCUUGUCUUACUGCUGCCCCUCCAGCAGCAGCAGCAGCAGCGGCAGCAGCAGCAGCGGCGGCAGCAGCAGCAGCAAAAGCUGAACUGCCAGGAGGAGGAGGAGCAGCAGCGGCAGCAGCACAAGCAGCAGCAGCAACUGGUUGCUCAGACGCUGCCCCUAAGCGAUGCAGAUCUGUCGUGGGAGUCGUUUUUGCUGCCGCUGCAGCAGCAGCUGCUGCUGCAGCCACAGCAGCAGCAGCAAGAACAGCUGCUGCUGCAGCCGUCCUUUACUGUGGUUUCUCUGAAGCUGCAGCAACUUCAAAUUGCUCUGCCGCAGCUGCCACCGCAGGAAUUUAUCCCUUCCUUGGCUGUUCAGCUGCUGCAGGCUCUGCCGCGCGCCACUGUCGCCUUGGCUUGGGAUCCGACUAGCGUGAGCUGCAGCAAACCCCUCCGAAGCAGCAGCAAGAGCAGCAGCAGCAGCAGCAGCAGCAGCCGCUGCUGCUGCUGCUGCGUCUCCUGCGUUGAGUCCCGUCGGGUGUCUGUACACCUCACAGCCAACGACUCCCACCUCCACCAAAUUUCCCUCGCCUUUAUUCUCCACGUAAAUCCCCAAACAGCAACAGCAGUGGCGCUUGUUCCUGCUGCUUUUUGCAGCGCAGCAGCUCUCAGCAAGUGCAACACAGUCAUCCUGAGCGAGGGUUUGCGCUUCUCGCCGCAGCUGCCUCACGCUCGCCAUUUGCGGGGGGCGCAAGCAAAGCAACUGGCAGCAGCAGAAACAGCAGCAGCAGCAGCAGCAGCAGCAGAUGCAGCAGCAGCAGCUGCUGCUCAAGCGGGGGGCCUUGUGCUGUGUAUAGAAAACCCAGCAGCAGCUACCGGGGUGUCUCUACACUGCAGCAAAAGAGGCACUGGGGGGCCCCCAGGCUGCUGCAGCAGCAGCAGCAGCAGCAGCAGCAGCUGGGGGUCCCCCGGCAACAGCAACCAGGGGCCCUCAGUUAGCUGCUACCCGUGGUGUCUCCUUCCUGCUUUAAGCCGCUGCACCUCUGCUGCUUUUCCUGAGCCUCCUACUCCAGCAGCAGCAGCAGCAGCAGCAGCUGCUGCUGCUGCAGCAGGGGAGCAGCGAAGCAAGAUGAACAGCACCGUGGGCGGCGGAGAAAUAGAAAGAGCAGCAGCAGCAGCAGCUGCUGCUGCUGCUGCUGCCGCAGAUAGUCUAGGUGUUGCUGAGGCUGCGGCAGUUAUGGAGGGGCUCAGCGCUUCUGCUGCUGCUGCCCCGUCUGCUGCAGCGGCAGCAGCAGCAGCUUCUGCUGCUGCUGCUGCUACUGCUCUGCCGUCUCUCGAGCUGUGCAGCCGCAGCAGUAAAACUCUCUUUCGCAGCUCCCCCUACCUCGCCCUCCUCAGCGGCAACAGCGACAGCAGCAGCAGCAGCAGCAGCAGCAGCAUCAGCUGGGGCCGCCGCAGGUCCACCCGGAGGAACCUGCAGCGCUUUGCUGCUAAGAUAAGGCCCGACGGGACUCACGCGAGAAAUGAAUAG
Molecule: messenger RNA, 3444 nt
Organism: Eimeria tenella
Lineage: Eukaryota; Apicomplexa; Conoidasida; Eucoccidiorida; Eimeriidae
Exons: 5
Coding region: 1-3444 (1147 amino acids)
Source: RefSeq, a predicted model, not a curated record